AUGGCUAAAUCUGCUGCUCUUUGGUUGCUAAAAAUCUCGAACUCUUCCAUUUCUGAAUUGGAUUUUGAUGCGGGAGUAAACCCUAGAGACGCUUUCGUGAAAAUGGCGACUGUUCUGGGGCAGCUGAUAUUGGAGAUUGUGAAGAAGAACAAUUCGUUUUUGGUGAAGGAGUUUGGGAAUGGAGCUGCCGGAGUUGUGUUCAGCAAGGAGCCUAACAAUCUCCACUCCUACAAGCAUUUCGGUUUCAUUUUCUUGUCUAUGAAAAUGAUUGAUAAUGGAAAUAACAGACUCUGUAAUAAUCAUGCUGUUAUUAUACUCACUGGAAUCUUCGUCGAGCCAAAACUCAGUCGCAUAUUUUACGUAGUGGAGAACUGGCAGCACUACGUAGGAUUUGCAUAUGGGAUUCAGAGUGGCAGAUUUGGUGCAGGGCUAAAGCAACUGGGGAUUCAAAAUCUAGGACUUGUGUUUGUCAUAUGCUUGAAUGUUGUAAUGACAACCUUAAUUUGCUUAUUGAUUAAGGUUGUGGUUCCACUUAGGUUGGAUGAAGAGGCUCUGCAUAUGGGAGAUGAUUCAGUGCAUGGAGAGGAAGCCUAUCCACUGUAUGGAGAGGGGAAAAGGAGGGAGAAUUUCAAGGAAAAUACAGUCUAUAGAUUUGCAUGA
Fraxinus pennsylvanica is the source of this 660-nucleotide messenger RNA. NCBI's taxonomy places the organism in Eukaryota, Viridiplantae, Streptophyta, Magnoliopsida, Lamiales, Oleaceae. The record is from the annotation of a GenBank genome assembly.